Molecule: messenger RNA, 5241 nt
Organism: Fusarium pseudograminearum CS3096
Lineage: Eukaryota; Fungi; Ascomycota; Sordariomycetes; Hypocreales; Nectriaceae
Exons: 12
Coding region: 1-5241 (1746 amino acids)
Biological process (GO): protein phosphorylation
Molecular function (GO): ATP binding; protein binding; protein kinase activity
Source: RefSeq, a predicted model, not a curated record
AUGUCGAAGGGACUUCCUGGAAUGAAGGGGUUAUUGCCUGAUCUUAAUAUACCCUCCACUGGCAAUCGUCGAAGGGCAGUACCUUCUCACCUGGAUAACCAAUUCAACUCAAACGAUGCGUUGCUUUCCCCGCCGGCCAAUAUAGCCCACCAAUCAGAGACGGAAUGUGUACACGAUGGCGGCGCCUCAAAACUGUCCGCCUUGGAACAACAACUACCUGCUGAAACGUGUCCAGGAACAAAUGAUGAGCUUAUGGACCAGUAUCAUAUAAUUGGACAAUAUAAACCAGUCACCGUCGACAAACUCUCCAACGCCUUUUGGAAAGAGGCGGAAACUUCAGCAGUAGGAGGGAAAGCAAAGUUCUUGCCUUUGCAUAAACUAAAAGCCCUUAUCAAUCCCGACAGUGCACAAGAGUUGUUCGAAUCACUGUCAAUUCCUCAACAUCAUGUUGAGCGAUUGAUACGGGACAUCUUUACCCCCCACCGGCCCCUGGAAUACCACACUGCUCGCCAUGGAAAUGAUUUCAAAGAGCGUCCGAGCCUACGUAGAAUUUUCGCCAUUCUGGUAGGGAUCGGUCAUGUAGCGGAAAUCCAGCGUUUUAUCGAUCAAGGGAUCGACGAUUCGGCUCUCCCAAUCAUCAUGGUUACAGAGAAAGAGAAACUGGCGGGUAUUGAAUUCCGCAGUAUGGGAGACCCUCACAUGGAUAGCGAGAAGCUCAACCAGUGUUUUGCACAAUAUUCCGAGACGCAUUUGAACCUUUUCGAACUGUAUCAGAAGCUUAUAAAUGUUCCAUUCUUUCUAUUUCCCGGGCAAGACUCUACUGUUUGUUUCUACGAACUCGAGCGAUCUUGCGUUCUGCCGAUCAUAUAUGCCGGAGAACCGAACGUCAGCGGAAAUGGCUCGGUCAAGCAGAUUGCGAUCCAUCAUGCGCACCAUAAUCAUGGUGGUAUAUGGAAGAGGCAUUCGAACGAUUACUUUGCAGUUAAAACGCUUCAUCUACAAAACAAUGACCGCUUCCAAGAAGAGGUCGAGGCCUUCGAAAAAGUGUCACCAAAAAGCAAAGACAAGUCGCCUGACCAUUUGGUGCAUUUGGAGCUGGCAUAUCGACAUGGCGAUGAUUGCUGCCUCGUCUUUCCUUGGGCCAGUGGCAAUCUCAAGGAAUAUUGGAAAGAGCAUCGAAAAGAUCCUAGCAACCAUGAGCAUGUCGUUUGGUUCUUCAAACAAUGUUGGGGAUUGGCUGUUGGACUGCGACGCCUUCACAAUCCCCGAAGCUACGCACUUACAACUACUGAUCACGAUAGCAACGUCCACGCAGUGGAGAACACCCUGGACUUUAAAUACGGUCGCCAUGGUGACGUUAAACCGGCGAAUAUUCUGUGGUUCGACAACUAUGACGGGGAUCCCGACCAUCUUGCCAUCUGUGAUUUCGGCUCAACCCAAUUCAAUCAUUUGGAUACCAAGUCGCACGUUGAUCCCGGUCUGGUUCGGGAAUACUCAAUAACAUACCAACCACCUGACCGCCACACUGACGACAAAGUCAGCCCUAGGUUUGACAUCUGGUCUUUGGGCUGCGUGUUUUUGGAGUUUGUUUCCUGGUUUCUGCUUGGUUAUGAUCUGACUGUGGAGGAAUUCCCUCGCCGACGGGCCAUGACCAACCAGUUCUCACAAGAACCAAUAAGGAAAGAUGAGUUCUACCAUUUCGUAUGCAGCAAAAGAAAUGAAAGACAGAAAGUCGCGAAGGUAAACCCUGGCGUUCUCGAUCCAAAAGCUUCUGACCGGUGUGACUGUCUGGACGCUAGGCUGCAACUUCAAGAUAUGUACAAUAAAUGCUGCCGGAACCAGAUUUAUGCUACAGCAGGAUAUCCCAAGACACCGAGGCGGUCCAGAGGGAUACUGUAUUCCCUGACAGGAUUCGAUAUUCACUCCAUGUUCAGUUCAAGACGCCGGGCAGUUCGAGAGAAGAUUAACUAUUCAGAAUCCUACAAGUGUCGACAUCAGACUGACACCCAACAUCCGGACAUAUUCCCAAAGCUUGCUGAUGAGAUGCGUAUCUCAGCGCCACCUCCCGAACAGUUUGAGAGGGAGAUUGAUGAGGAGUCAGAAACGUUCAACCCACGACGCAAACCUCUCAUUGAAACGCACAAUGAGGAGUCCAUAAUCGUGACGAUGCCUACUCAUUACACCAGUGAGAACACAGGCAGUUCAAACGGACUACUGCAAAUGAUCACCAGCGACACAACUCCAUGUCUGACAGAAAUAGACGAGGUAGACGCCGAUGUCCGAAACUCCAUCUCCGAGUACCCACAAGAUGGCGCAGCUCGGAGCCCUUGUGGGAACAUGACUAUCGAGAGCGUCUUACUUUUCAGACAAGAUGGCAGUAGCGAAAUCAUCGGGAAAGGCCAGGCCGUCGGGAAAAGUACCCCCGCCUCAACAAAAGAAAAUCUAGAAGCAUCAAGAGAAGGGGACAACCCGCCAAGGAAAGAGACAUCGGUUGCUGAAGCCUCGGCUGAAAAUCCAUUUCAGCGCCCAACGGUCAAAAGACGAACUAUCGCAUCUGAAGAAGUGAAACAUAUAUUUGAGAAGGGCAAAAAUGUGGAAAGCCACAGUAAGACUGGUGGUAUCAGCCACUAUAAAGCCAUGGCUACAAUGAAGUGUACUAACCUACUCGGCGGAGGCCUACUCGAGUCACAAAACGCUCCUGGAACACUCAUCCAAAUCAUAGACGAGGUUCGUGAACUUCGAAAUAUCAUCGAAACAAUAGAGCCUACGCUUCGCGGCAGACAAGAUCCCGAUAACGACGGCAUGGAGCGAAAUGUUACAUCGGAACAGGUGUCGCACAGUAUCAAACCGAUCAUAAUAAAUUGUCUGCGUGGACUCCAGUCACUCGAAAGUCAGAUUCGCCCAGAACGAAUCAACGAACUUCUAGAGUCUAAAGGAAAGGCUUUUUUACAAGCAUUAUCAUGGCGACUGAAAGGCAACGACGCCAAGCAAUCGAUCGCUAAUAUUCAGCAAUGCAAAGCCUCAUUGACCCUGGCUAUCAGUUCGCAUAACGCACUAGUGGUCAGAAACAUAGAGCGACUUUCACUCUCGAUUGAACAUGAAGCAAAGCAGUCUAGUCGUCGACUAGAUGCACUGGCUACAGAUUUGGAAACUUCUCAGUGUGACGAAAAACAACGAGAGAUCUUUAAUUGGCUGUCACCUCUAAAGCCUGGCCAGAACCAUCAUGAACUUAAGUCGGCACAUCAAGGCGGGACGGCCCAAUGGUUUCAUCAAAGUCCGGAAUUUCAGGAAUGGUUUUCUAGAAGAAGCACAAUGCUCUGGCUCAGUGGUCCUCCUGGCUCUGGUAAGAGUGUGAUGAUGAGCCAGGCGAUUGAAGAGGUUGCAUCUCGCGUAAUCCAACGUAGCGAACCAGCAGCGUAUGCCUUUGUGUAUUCUGACUUUAGGGAUCCCGCUACACAAGACAUCGUCAACAUAUUUGGUAAUCUGUUGUGUCAGUUAUGUUCACAAACGCAAUUGCUCCCAAUUCAGUUGCUGGAAGCAUACGAGUCAAGCAUUAAGGACAAUUGCGGUUAUGGCCCAAGUAUUGACAUGAUACUUGGAGUUAUACAGAAGCUGUCUACAAACCGACGGAUUUACCUUCUUAUCGAUGGAGUAGACGAAGUGAAGGAUUACAAAUCCUUCAGUAAGCGACUCACCACUCUGAAGGACUCGUCAACAUCUAUCAAUAUUCUGGUGGCCAGUCGGAAUGAGGUCACCAUUCAACGUAUACUUGCAGAGGCUCCACGCAUAUCUCUUGAGGACCGCAUUUUGAACAUUGGUCAAGACAUUGAGCGUUACAUAACGGUGUGGCUUAAUAAUGACUUAGAUCUAGAAUGGUUAUCACCAGAGAUAAAAAGCCUGGUAUCAACCUCUCUAAUGGCCAAAGCUAAGGGAAAGACAACUCGAGAUAUUAAGAAAUGUCUCUCCAAGUUACCCGAGGGUUUGAACGAAACAUAUGGUAGAUUAUUGACACGUACAACUCCAUCGGGAGUUGCUCUUGUCAAAAAGAUUGUGACUUGGCUAUCGUUCUCCAGCGUUCCUGUCACAUUGCAUGAGCUCUGGGAAGCAUUGGCAAUUGAAAAGCAGAGCAAGAAUAUUGACGACGAGGCUCGACUACGAAGCCCACAAGAUAUUGUCAUUCUUGGACAUGGCCUUAUUACUGUCUCCUCAGAUGGUUAUGCCAUGCUAGCUCAUCUUUCAGUGCGGGAUUACCUACUUUCUGACGAGAUCAGUCAAGAUCCAGACACUGCGAAAUUUGCCCUUCAUCCAAGGAAAUCUCAUCUGGAGCUUGCUCAAGAUUGCCUCACCUACUUAUCCUUUUCCGGACUAUCUUCAGGACCAUCAAAUACGCAAGAAGACUACCUUCACAGACAAAAGGAAAUGCCCCUUAUCCAAUAUGCCAGCAAGUAUUGGUUCUACCACCUGCGCAAUGCUGAGUCUGAUAAAGAACUACUCAAACUUUGUUUAGAGUUUUUUCUUCCAAAGUCACGGAAUAACUUCAUAUCUUGGGUCCAGGUAUUCAACGCCACGUCACCAUUUAAAUGGAACAUAUUCCCACGACACGCAACAUCCCUUUAUUACGCCUCUUCAUUAGGACUUGAUACGGUAGUCCAGUAUUUGCUCAAGUCGUCAGCAGUUGAUGAAAUCGAUGCACCGGGAAGUCGCUUUGGUGGAACUGCCGUUCAUGCGGCAGCUCUCAGAGAUCAUUUGGACAUCGUUAAAAGACUUGCCAAGGCUGGAGCCGACCCAGGAAAAGGAGACUUCAAUAAGGUGACCCCUCUUCACAGUGCCGCAGGGCAGAGUAGUAUGGAGAUAAUCAAAACCUUGUUAGAAUAUGGCGCCCCCAAAGAAGCCAGGGACGACAUGGACGGAAAGACACCUGCCGACUGGGCGAGACUCAGUGGACAUUCGUCCGCAGCACAAUUCAUAGAGAAUUAUUGUCGCCAUUCACACAUGGAGAACGAGACCGAUAUGAGCUUGGAUACAGAUUCCGGAAUUUAUUCGGACGCGGAUGAGGAAUGUCAAGUCAUAGAGAUAUGGCAACCUCGAUUUAGCUAUUUUCCAGACUACUAUGAGAGACGAUCCGGAUUGGAAUGCUCUCAAGUCGUUAGCAUCACAGUUGGAGAUGAGAAAUCAGUCAUCAGCACUGGUAUAUUACUUCUGCGGGAUGAAAACACAGAGGAACUCAGCCCAGUGUGGUAG